Messenger RNA from Puntigrus tetrazona (Sumatra barb), 1490 nucleotides. RefSeq names its product E3 ubiquitin-protein ligase dbl4. Gene Ontology annotation, molecular function: zinc ion binding. The transcript has 4 exons. Lineage: Eukaryota; Metazoa; Chordata; Actinopteri; Cypriniformes; Cyprinidae. The coding region runs from base 68 to 871 and encodes 267 amino acids. The record is from RefSeq and is a predicted model, not a curated record.
UUUCAAAUAAUCAUGUCGUGAAUAUCCAGGACUUUCCGGAGCGCAGCUGUGGGUUUCCUUGAAUGCAAUGAUGUUGCUUUCUCAUUCCCACUCAGAACAGGUCGACAGAACAGCAGAGGCAUUUACAGUGAGGAUUUUCAAACAAUAUCAAACGUAUACGAUGAAACGUACUAGAAGAACCAGGAAAAAACCUGUGAAAAAAGGAGGUAUAAACACAAACGAGGAAGAGCUAAUAAGCGUGAGACCGACGGUUAUACGGUGGAAUAGAAGAGGACAGACGACAGUGAUAUCUGAAAAUGUACAAGUGUAUGAUCUGACCGACGAUCUCAGCGAGGAGGAAAAUAUUCUAGAGGUGCCAUCUCCGCCAUCUCGAACUGAAUCAAUAAUGAAUAACAAAUCUAUAAGCAAUUUUGGAACCCAGGAAGAUGAAAACAAACUAUAUCCCACAAACACAUGCCCGGUUUGUUUCUCUGCACUUAAAGCCGCAUGUAUAAAGGGUACUACUGGACUGCUUCAGUGCACUCGAUGCCCGAGCACUCAGCUCCUGUGCGGCUCCUGCCUUUACCCCACGACCUCAGCCGCCUGCACCAACAAGCUGUGCCCCCUCGUCUCCACACUGCUAACCUGCGACUUGGUAUCAGAUUCAAAGAGCAAAGUGUACGGUUGUCCAACGUUCAGAGCCUGUCCCAAAUGUCACAAUCUGAUUAUGCAUGAAAAAGGAUGCAAGUUUGUAACAUGCAGAUCAUGCCUUCACCGGUUUUGUUUCAUCUGCUUGCAAGGUGAUUGUAGCAAAGAUAAAGAAAAGUACUGGAAUCUUUUUUGCAAAAAUCCAAGAGCAAAAAGACAGAGAUUUAUGUCACCACAAUCCUAAACAGAGAUCCUUCACACUGGAUAAUAUUGUCUAAGAUCCAAAUGAUUAAAAGAUUUGUUAAUAUAGAAUAUAGAUGCUAUAUAGAAGCAAACAGUAACAAAAUUCAUUUCACAAACUAAUUUAAUCUGCAAAACAAAAAUAACAUUGCAUUGAGCCCAUUUUUCCUCUGUGCUUUGAAUCUAUGCUGUGCCAUAUACCUAAGAUGAACUUUAGUUAGCAGGUCUUCUAUAUUACUUGCCUUUUUCCCCUUGCAGUUGUAGUGUUUUUCUUUAUUUCAUUUAUUAUGUUUGUGUGGUUUGAGGGGUCUUCACAAGUUAGAAAUGGAGAGAAUGUCUCCAUUUUAAAGAUUUUGAUGGUUGGUAUAACACUUGUUGAUUUGUGAAGAUCAAGUACAAAAGGGUUCAAGUUCAGAUUAAUCCUGAGCACCAUAACACAGAUGGCUAAAGGCUGGAAGACACUACAUGACUUUUAAAAUUUGAACAGAUUUUAAAAUGCUAGGCAUCAUACAUUUUUCCAACUUUGUAAAUAGUCUAAUGAACUACAUGUUUCUACAUGAAGUCUUGUAAGAUAUUCCAGACCUUAGAAAUAUUAUAUAAAAUUUGCUAUUUUUUUUCCAUCA